AUGAAUCGAGCUAUGCGAGGUUCAUCGCCUGUCCGCAAGCUGUCCCAGCGACCGGGCCGGUUCCUAUCCUCUCAGCCGACCGCACGUCUCUCUUCAUUCCCCGUCGGCGAAGUCGCUCGUCACCAGAAACCACUGAUUACCUCCGGACCAUCGUUUCAGUCAUCUGUGCCCGGAUCCUCUGCCUUGCGAUCAUUCCUGCGUUCACCUGUUGCAUCAUUUUCAUCAUCGGCUGUUCGCCCAGCCAGCACCAAGGUCCUACAAAACCCGCGAACCGGAGAAAAUGGAGAAACACUCAUGAUUGGUAUCUCUGAUCGAGCUGUGGAGCGUUUACGUGAAAUUACCGACCCGACAUCUUCUCCUGCUGCUACAAAGGAGGAGAAUCCUUACCACCACCUCAGAAUCACUGUCACUAGCGGUGGCUGCCAUGGUUUCCAGUACAUGAUGUCUCUCGAAUCGGCAUCCAAGAUCGACGCUGAAGAAGACACCAUCUUCGAGGGCGAAGCAGAGGGUGCAGCGGUUAGUUCUGCCGGACAAGCUAAGGUCGUUAUGGAUGAACCCUCACUGGAGUUGUUGUCUGGUAGCACUGUCGAUUACACCACCGAGUUGAUUGGAAGUCAGUUUAAGAUUGUGGACAACCCCCGUGCUACAAGCAACUGUGGCUGUGGCACGAGUUUUGAUGUGAUGAGUUAA
This is a messenger RNA of Penicillium malachiteum, 690 nucleotides long. Its product is annotated as HesB/IscA family protein. Gene Ontology annotation, molecular function: 4 iron, 4 sulfur cluster binding; 2 iron, 2 sulfur cluster binding; iron ion binding. Bases 1 to 690 code for a protein of 229 amino acids. The record is from RefSeq and is a predicted model, not a curated record. The transcript is spliced from 2 exons. Gene Ontology annotation, biological process: iron-sulfur cluster assembly. Gene Ontology annotation, cellular component: mitochondrion. NCBI's taxonomy places the organism in Eukaryota, Fungi, Ascomycota, Eurotiomycetes, Eurotiales, Aspergillaceae.